AUGCAUAGAGACGCCCACAAAUUCAUUGCGCAAUGUGAUAGAUGUCAAAGGAGCGGAGGCAUUACCAAGAGGGACGAAAUUCCCCAACAAAGUGUUUUAGAAGGUGAGCCAUUUUAUGUAUGGGGAGUGGACUUUAUGGGGCCUUUCGUUUCUUCUUGUGGAAAUCUAUAUAUCUUGGUAGCGGUUGAUUAUGUGACGAAAUGGAUUGAAUCCAUACCCUCACCUACCAAUGAUCACAAGGUUGUGCUUAUGCUUCUAAAGAAGAUCAUUUUUCCUAGGUUUGGGGUUUCGAGGGUGCUAGUUAGUGAUGGAGGCUCCCAUUUCUCCAAAAAGCAAUUUAAAGCUCUUCUCAAGAGGACGGCGUACAAGACUACAAUCGGCACGACCCCCUAUAGGUUGGUCUAUGAAAAGGCUUGUCACUUGCCGGUUGAGUUAGAAUACAAGGCUUGGUGGGCCAUAAAAGAGCUCAAUAUGGAUUUAUCGUUGGCCGGUGAGAAGAGAUUGCUUAAGCUCAAUGAACAUGAAGAGCUUAGAGAUGAUGCUUAUGAGAGCUCAAGGUUAUAUAAGGAGAAGACCAAAAAGUGGCAUGACCAACAUAUUCGAAACAAGAACUUUAAGGUUGCAGACAAGGUUUUUCUUUUCAACUCAAGGUUUUGUUUGUUUUUGGGUAAACUCAAAUCAAAGUGGUCGGGUCCUUUUGUGAUAUCAAAGACUACUCCUUAUGGCUCCUUUGAGUUAGAUGCGGAUGGUAACAAGUUUAUGGUUAAUGGUCAUCGUUUAAAGCAUUACUUUUGCAAGGAAGAAAUUGGUAUCAUCGAAUGUAUAAUGCUUGAUCCUUUGGAUCCCAAGCCUCCCACUUGA
This is a messenger RNA of Chenopodium quinoa (quinoa), 861 nucleotides long. RefSeq lists its product as uncharacterized. Gene Ontology annotation, molecular function: nucleic acid binding. The coding region runs from base 1 to 861 and encodes 286 amino acids. Lineage: Eukaryota; Viridiplantae; Streptophyta; Magnoliopsida; Caryophyllales; Amaranthaceae. Gene Ontology annotation, biological process: DNA integration. The record is from RefSeq and is a predicted model, not a curated record. The transcript is spliced from 2 exons.